Messenger RNA from Oreochromis aureus, 2586 nucleotides. It is a transcript of the gene mtf1, whose product is annotated as metal-regulatory transcription factor 1. Gene Ontology annotation, biological process: central nervous system development; positive regulation of transcription by RNA polymerase II. The coding region runs from base 138 to 2570 and encodes 810 amino acids. Gene Ontology annotation, molecular function: DNA-binding transcription activator activity, RNA polymerase II-specific; RNA polymerase II cis-regulatory region sequence-specific DNA binding. The transcript has 11 exons. Lineage: Eukaryota; Metazoa; Chordata; Actinopteri; Cichliformes; Cichlidae. Gene Ontology annotation, cellular component: nucleus. The record is from RefSeq and is a predicted model, not a curated record.
AUGGCUUUCUAGGGAGGGGAUAGGAAGAAAGUGGUCAACAUCCAAAGCAUCGGAAUAAGGAUUAAAAUUCAGAGGGUGAAACAUUAAGGUGUGAGAGUGCAGUCCUUCUUGCCAAGGAAGGAGAGGCAUCAGAGACCAUGAGUGAGAAUGGCCCUCAUACGGAGGCGCCUAUGUACUUUGAGGUGGAGGUGGCUCCGCUGGAGCGGGAUGACGAAGAAGAUGACAAGAUCCACUUUGGCAAAGACGGUGACCUAAUUGCUGAACCUUCGUCAUCCUCUGGUCGGGUCUAUGACCGCACCACGGUCCUCAUUGAGCGGGACCCAAUACGACUGGAUGAGGAGGGAGAAGAGGAGGGUCACUGUGGAGGGGAUGAAGAUGGAGUCACCUUCCUAACAGAGGGAGAGGGUGAUGGAGAUGAGGAGGAGGGCUCUUUGGCCUUUAUGACUGACCCAGAUGGGAUGUCACAGGGUUAUGUGCACCACACAAUUUCUCCUGACCAGAUCCAGUUCACAAUAAAUCCAGGGUCCACCCCAAUGCCACGAAACAUCGAGGGGGCUACGCUCACCUUGCACUCUGAGUGCCCAGAGACCAAGCAGAGAGAGGUAAAGCGGUACCAGUGCAUGUUCGAAGGUUGCACAAGGACGUACAGCACAGCAGGAAACUUGCGAACACACCAGAAAACACAUCGGGGCGAGUACACAUUUGUGUGUAAUCAGCAAGGCUGUGGAAAGGCCUUUCUCACCUCUUACAGCCUUAAGAUCCACGUCCGUGUUCACACCAAGGAGAAGCCAUUCGAGUGUGACGUACAGGGCUGUGAAAAGGCAUUCAACACGCUGUACAGGCUAAAAGCACACCAGAGACUUCACACAGGCAAGACUUUCAACUGUGAAUCAGAGGGAUGCACAAAGUACUUUACCACCCUCAGUGACCUGAGGAAGCACAUUCGCACACACACUGGGGAGAAGCCAUUCCGGUGUGAUCAUGAUGGCUGUGGAAAAGCCUUUGCUGCAAGUCAUCACCUAAAAACGCAUGUACGGACUCACACAGGGGAGAAGCCAUUCAACUGUCCUAGUGACGGCUGUGAGAAGACUUUUAGCAGCCAGUACAGCUUGAAGAGUCACAUCCGGGGUCACGACAAAGGACAGUCCUUCAGCGUCUCUCUCGCCCAUCCACUCUCUGAAGAUGCAAAUCACUCGCUGUGCCUCAGUGACUUGAGCCUCAUCUCUACAGACUCAGAACUACGAGAGAACAUUCAUAAUGCUCAAAAUUUGGACCUCAACAAUACGACCCCUGUGAAAAUCUUUGAGCUUAUGUUCCAAAGUCCUGAAAAUAGCAUCAGCCAAGAUGAUACCCAUCUCGGCGAGAGCCUUGCUGAGCGCUUCAGCUUGGAGACUCCCACCCAACCGGGAGUGACAGAAACCUCGUCUCUCAUCUCUUUCUCUGUCAAUCCUACCUCCUCAUCUUCUUGUUCACAAAACGCUGCAGUCAUGGAGGCUUCUUCCCAGCUCAAUCAGAGCUCUUCCUCCCAGACCUCCACCCCUGCCUCCAUCACUGCAAAUGUCAGCACAACACAGCCUCCUGCUUUCAUGCAGCUCAAUGGGCCUCAGCAGAUCUCAGAUGUGCCACAGGCUUCUGUCCGGCCACAAAACCACGUCACCCCCCAGCAAUAUGUGGCACUGCCACCAACAUUCCUACAGCAAGAUAGUACUACCCAGACCACUCCACUACCACCACCCAUUGCUACGCCUGCUCCUGCCCCCGCACUGACUGCCACAGCACCAGGUCCUGGUCCUGCUGUUGUUGCAGCUACCACAACAGAUGCUCUAGCACCUGUGGCUCAACCUGUGCCUUUGGCCAACAAUCCUGGUCCAAACUCUGGCCCUGGUCUGGCAACCACCCCUGCCACUAUCACCAUAGCACCCACACAGAACCUGCUGCAGCCCAGCUUGGUCAUGUCUGACCAGAAUCUCCAGUGGAUCCUCAGCAGUGCCGCCAACAGUCAGCAGAACCCAGAGCAAGCACCACAUCAAGGAGCUCCAAAAGUGGAAAAGGUUUUCUUCACUACAGCCAUACCAGUGGGAGGUAAUGCUGGUAACUCAGUCCAGCAGAUCGGCCUCAGCCUGCCAGUCAUCAUCAUCAAACAGGAGGAAUCCUGCCAGUGUCAGUGUGCCUGCAGGGACUCUGCUAAAGACAAGAGUGCAAAGAGUGCCUCUUCCAUCGUUUCAGCCCCAGCACAGCAGCAACCACCAGAGCCCCCUCCCCCGCCACUAUCAGAGCCUCAGCACCAUUCGGCAACUUCAUCUUCCUCAUGCUGCCCCCCCAAGUCUUCCUCCAAGGUGGGUGAGGUGACACUGGAGGCCCCCUCUUCUUCUUCUUCUUCCUCCUCCACAGCUCAGACUUUCUCCACAAUAGUGAGCAGCACUGCCACCAACCCACCCUCAUCUGACGGGUUAGCCAGUAUGGACGUCUCAGACUUCCUCUCCCUGCAGAGCCCUGAGACAGCCGCCAACAUUGAGGCUCUGCUGCUGGUCGCAGAUGACUUCAACAUGGCUACUGAUGGCAAUCCUUAAAAGAGCUGCCUUCGGA